GUCGAUGUGCCUUUUGAAAGCAAGUUCUUUAGUUAUUACUAUUGUGCGACGCCAUGUUUUUUUACUUUUACAAGGGUCUUAUUUUGAAAGUGGUGACCGGAAAUGUGGACUUCCGGACAACUCGUUCCCUCUCGUGCCGGUCUGUAGCCGUGAUGUCGGUGCCGCUGUGUCUCGCAGCGUGCGCGCUUUUCCUCUACGUGCUCGUGUACUACGGCGUGUUCAGAGGAGCGCGAUGCUCUCGCUCGGUGACGCUGGAGGGGAAGACGGUCAUCGUGACAGGGGGCAACACUGGCAUCGGCAAGACCACGGCUCUGGAGCUGGCAAAGAGAGGAGCCAGGGUGAUUCUGGCCUGCCGCAACCAGGAGAAAGCCGAGGCUGCUGCCUUCGACAUCCGCAGGGAGAGCGGGAACAAUCAGGUGGUGUUCAUGCAGUUAGAUCUGGCGAGUCUACAGUCUGUGCGCAGUUUUGCUAAAACCUUCCUGAAGACUGAACCCAGACUGGACAUUCUUAUCAACAACGCAGGUGUGAUGGGUCAAGGACGCACAGAGGAUGGCUUCGGCCUCGCGUUUGGGGUGAACCACCUUGGUCACUUCCUGCUCACCAACCUCCUCCUAGAGCGACUGCAGCAAUGUGGACCCAGCCGCGUAGUCACCGUGGCUGCGCUCCUGCACCGCUUCGGAAACAUUGACUUCCCUCUGCUGGCUUCCCAGAAAGAUUUGGUGUUGGGUCAAUCCACCUGGUACAACGUUCAGGCCUACUGCAGCAGCAAGCUGUGUAAUGUGCUCUUCACCAGAGAGCUGGCCAAUAGGCUGGAGGGCACUCGUGUCACCUGCUACACCCUGCACCCAGGAGUCAUCUACACAGAAAUAUUACGCAGUAUGAGCCUGUGGCAGCAGCUCCUCAUCAUGCCCUUUGCCAAGCUUUUCUUCAUGGACCCGGAGGGGGGGUCCCAGACCACCCUGCACUGUGCCCUGCAAGAGGGCAUCGAGCCUCUCAGUGGGCGCUACUUCUCUAACUGCGCACUUCAGCGAGUGGGCGCCAAGGGACGAGACGAUGCCCUGGGAAAGAAGCUGUGGGAGUUGAGUGAGAGGUUAACUGGUUUAUGACAUUUGACCGAAACCUAAUCCAGAUGCUCCGAAGACUGUAUGGACAGUCAGUGCUUUACAGACCUCAACAUGCCUUAUUGUUGGUCUAUGUUCUUUUCUUUUAAGGGCUGGUUUCUAAUGAGGUGGAUCUUUUUUCCGUUAUAUUUAUGUUAUACAUGUAUUGUAACACUUGUGCCUCCUGUCUGGGCUAUGACAGUUUUCCACAGAGAUGUCUAAAUUGCCCUUUUCACUCUAUCUGGCAACAAAUUGAUUGCUGUGUUACCACCAGUCCCAAUUUGGCAUUAUUCAGACCUAUUUAAAAAUGAACAAACAUGUGGUGUGUGUAAUAAUAUGCAUUCUAAUCUGCAGCAGGUGAGGAAAAAGCAUGUCUGCUGAGUCAUUGUAGAGCUCUAUGACUCUAUGCCCCCUGCUUGCUUUGAUUCAGAGAUAGCUGAUGGAGGGUUAGCUUUAGCCUGGAGACCUCCUCGCUUCCCUCGCCUUUGCUUACUUAGCUCUUCUAACCCCAACCUUCUGUCUGCUGCUGUCUGGACUAUAUUGUUGCAUGUUUAAUUUAAGAGUUUACUCUGUAUUUGUGUCUCAGAACUGUCUGUAUCUGGGGCUUAAAGGUUCAACACUGCUGAGUGAGCUACAAUUUUCCAAAACACAUAUUUUCUUCACCUUCAUAUAAAAGUAAUGAUUGUAACAGCCUUAUUCUGGAGUUUUAUAAUUUAGUUACAUUCAUAAAUUUCUGGCUGGGCUGGACAUCAGCUUCGUUGUCGGUUCACAUUUGAAUGUGGGCUACUUUAGUUUCUGAGAGUCUGGGUCUCUAAUCACUUACAUGUAUAUCUUCAUUAACCAGAUUUGUUGAGCUCACCUGAACAUGAAAUCUGUGUAAGUUACUAAUUAAACACGUUUUAUAAUUGUA
This is a messenger RNA of Hippoglossus stenolepis (Pacific halibut), 2010 nucleotides long. RefSeq names its product dehydrogenase/reductase (SDR family) member 13b.1 (gene dhrs13b.1). Lineage: Eukaryota; Metazoa; Chordata; Actinopteri; Pleuronectiformes; Pleuronectidae. The transcript has 5 exons. Bases 54 to 1106 code for a protein of 350 amino acids. The record is from RefSeq and is a predicted model, not a curated record.